AGCUGUCUGUCUUUCAGGAAUUAAGAUAUUCUGAAUAGUACUUUGAGAGUUUAACGAGAUCACAGUGGGCUCAUCUCCGCUACGGAAUGGACAUAUGUUGUAGUAGCUCUGUGUGUGAAGGUAACGGUACUGGAAAUAUGACCUUGCGAUAACGGCAGCCACGGACAGCGGGUCGGGCUUGGUUAGAGGUCUGUUACAGGACUUUAUGGUGUGGGCUAAUGGCGCAGGUGAAUGAAGCCUCUUGAAAUAAAGUCACACGUUCGAUUGACUGGCACAAGCAACACUUCUGCUCUGCGCAUGCAUUUAUGGAUCGCUAUCAUGGACUUUCGCUUGACAUUUGCCCCUGUAGGCAAAUUGAGGUAGCCGUAUAGUUGCCUCCAACAGAACCUGUGACCUUUCUCCGUUUUUGAAUGCCUUGUUUUACACUUUUUUACGUUGACAAUGUUUCUAUCUCGAGCUCUGGUAACGUUGGUGCUACUUGAGACUGUAACAUUUCGCGGUACUCAAUCAAAUACGUUACCUAGUAACCGUUUAGGAUUGCUGGACGAUGCCGAUUUGCAGGAAUAUCUGCUGGCGGAAAGUCAUAUGAACUCAAAAAAGACAGAGAUGGAGAAGCCACAAGAGAAGCUGUCUCCUUUGAACACAACAACAGUAUCGUCUCACUCCUCACUUAUAAGUCCAGAGCACCACCAUGGUAGUAGGCACGGCAAGCCACUGGAGAGGACCAGGCCCUUUGUCGUAGUGGACGGACACAAGAGAAGUCUGAGUGAGGCCUUGCAGAACGGUCACCCAGACAAGCUACAGUGUGGUCUUCAAUUUGGAGGCAGCAUCUAUCUUUUGGACCUGGAGAAAAACCAUGAUCUCCUGCCCAAGCCCCCCAAUGUCUUCUACUACCUCCCUAAUGGCACUGGGGUUUCUUUAGAGGAGAGCACAGUGACUCACUGCUACUACCACGGCUCAGUGAGGGGCUUCCCACAGUCCAGGGUGGCUCUCAGUACCUGCUCUGGACUCAGGGGUGUGGUGGCUAUCAACUCCACCCUGAGCUUUGAGCUGCAGCCUGAGGAAGACCACGAGGAGGGGGCAGAGGAGAGUGGAGGGGAGGAGGAGGAGGGGAUGCACCUGCUUUACUUCACCAGACCUCUGGAGAGGGGUAAUGUUGGGGGCUGUGGGGUGUCCCAUACACCUGUACCCCCCAUCCACAUCCCACCACAAGUCCCACACAGGAGUAAAAGGGACAUUCUCUCAGAGACCAAGUACAUAGAGCUUGUGCUUGUAGCUGAUCACGAAGAGUACCUUAACUACCAGAAAAUCAACAAGACUAUCAUCUAUCGAAUGCUGGAUGUGGCCAACCAAGUAGACUGGUUCUACCGGCCGCUGAGUGUGCGUGUGGCUCUAACUGGGCUGGAGAUCUGGAGUGACCAGGAUAAGAUCCAGGUUGACAAGAGUCCUUCAGACACCCUCAACCGCUUCCUAGAGUGGCGCACCAGAGAGCUGCUGCCCCGCCUGCGCCACGACAAUGCUCAGCUCAUUAUGGGGGAGUCAUUUGAUGGAACUACAGUGGGAAUGGCAUCUCAGUCUUCCAUGUGCUCCAAGGACCGGUCAGGAGGGGUCAAUGUGGAUCACCUGGUCAGUGUACUGGGGGUGGCGUCCACCAUUGCCCAUGAGCUCGGGCACAAUCUGGGCAUGAAUCAUGACACGGCCGACCGGCGCUGCCAGUGUCAGAACGAGCCACGCCUGGGAGGCUGCAUCAUGGAGCCAUCUACUGGGUUCAUGCCAGGCCAGCUGUUCAGCAGCUGCAGUGCCAGAGACCUGUCCCUCAGCCUGCUCCAUGGUGGGGGGAUGUGCCUCUUCAACAUGCCCCAGCCUGAGAAACUGCUGGGGGGGCCACGCUGUGGAAACCUCUACGUGGAGAAGGGAGAGGAGUGUGACUGCGGCCUGCUGGAUGAGUGUAACGAUCCCUGCUGCAACGCCACCACCUGUAAACUGGUUCCUGGGGCCCAGUGUUCCUCCGAUGGCAUCUGUUGUGACAACUGCAAGCUGCGUUCAGGUGGAUGGAUGUGUCGGCAGCCCCUGGGGGAGUGUGACCUCCCAGAGCACUGCACCGGUACCUCUCCCUACUGCCCCCCCAACGUGUUCCUGCAGAACGGCGAGCCCUGCGAGGAAGGCUCCUCCUACUGCUACAGCGGUGUCUGCGCCAGCUUCAACACACAGUGCCAGAUGUUGUGGGGACCUAAUUCCACAAGGGCUCCGCCUGUCUGCUUUUCCUCCGUCAACAAACAGGGCAACAAAUACGGCAACUGUGGCCAGAUGCCAAACGGAACCUACAUCCCCUGCCCUAGCAAAGAUGUGCAUUGUGGGAGGCUCCAGUGCCAGGGAGGCAACGACCGUCCGUUGCUAGGCACCAGCGCUGAGAUCCUGACCACCAAAGUAAAAUUUAACUACAGCGACUUUGUCUGCCGUGGAACCUACUUCCACCUUGGCGACGACGUCUCCGACCCUGCUAUGGUGGCACAGGGCACCGCGUGUGGUCUUGGCAAGGCCUGUUGGAACCAGCGGUGUCAGGAUGUGUCUUUGUUCGGCGUCGACGAUUGUCAGAGCAAAUGCAACGGACACGGGGUGUGCAACAGCAAUAAGAACUGCCACUGUGAUGUGGGUUGGGCUCCUCCAGACUGUAGGUACACGGGCCAUGGAGGCAGUGUGGACAGUGGCCCUGCAAGAGCACCUAGAGGAUCUGACCCGGCACGUGUGGCCUUGCUGGUCAUCUUCCUCUUCGUCCUGCCAGUGGUUCUCCUCUUCCUCGCCCUGCGUUUCCCCCGGUGUCACCGCAACCUGCCCUGCCUGGGCACUACCAGCCUCUUCCACAAGGGCACCGGACGCCAACAGAGCCGGACCCCGGCCACAGAGCGAGUGGAUGCUCGUAACGGGGAGCAGGUCCAACCACUGAGGUACCACUGGAGCCGCCAGAGUGACAUCCAAAUGACCCCGUCUCCGCCUUCUAACAAGGUUCAGGACAGACCUGCUCCGCCUACUAAGCCACUCCCCCCUGACCCUGUCUUAAAACAAGCCCAGCCAUCGUUGAGUCGGCCGGCUCCUCCCACCAAGCCUCUACCCCCUGACCCUGUGCUAACAGGCAGCCAGGCCCUUGUACCACCCAAAAAACCACCAGCACCCAGGAAGUCCUUGCCUUCAGAGCCCCCGUCACAUCCCACCCACCCUGGGUACAUUGCAUCUGGUGCCCCCCUGCAACAUGGAGCAAGUAGAACUUCAGUUCCACCUGUUGGCCCUCCUGUUGCAGCCGUCCCUUCCAGACUUGCCCCUUUACCUCCAGUACGGACGUCACAACCCAGAAAACCCAACUCGACACCUCCGGUUUAACUGACAAAGAUCCACAAAACCUCUGAGAUUCUCUUAAACCGGACCUGACAGCAUGAAUUGCACUGAUUCAGCCAAGAGUUUUAUUAUGGAGAACCUUAUAGGAAGGCUCAGAACCCAGAAGUCUCCAAAUGAAGGCUGCUUUUCACUCUCCCUGCCCCCCCCCUAAACUAUUUCCUGUUGUCUUCUUCCUGAGAGACUGACAGGUGCCUUGGGUGGUUGGUUACUUGCCGUGUUGGGACAGACUGGGGCUCCGAGCAAAGCAGAGAAGAUCUGGAAUGUUCAGUUGGGUUGAUCCAUUGGCCAUUAAGAAACUGGAUGGAUGUAGUUAAGUAUCCGUCAAAGAUGUAACACUUCAUGAAAACUGUGUGGCUUUUGACAUUAACUAACAAUUACAAAAACGGAUGUCUACACAGAGGCUAAACUCAAUUGAGAUUAAAGGCCCAGUACUGGUUUUAUGGCACUUGCACGUUUGAAUGUGCCCUGUGAUGCUUCAGAACAACGUAUUACUCUUCUACUUAUAGGUUGAAGCCCAAGUCAUCCUCCCAAUCCGACUGUGGCCACCACUUUUGCACCAUUUUGCAAUAUUUUAUUUUAAGUGGCUUGGCUAAUGCAGGCCUCAGGAAACCAGUCCUGACCACCCCUUGCUCUCUUUCUGGAAUAAAGAAGCAUGUCAACA
This is a messenger RNA of Salvelinus namaycush (lake trout), 4051 nucleotides long. Its product is annotated as disintegrin and metalloproteinase domain-containing protein 15-like. Bases 442 to 3375 code for a protein of 977 amino acids. Gene Ontology annotation, molecular function: integrin binding; metalloendopeptidase activity. NCBI's taxonomy places the organism in Eukaryota, Metazoa, Chordata, Actinopteri, Salmoniformes, Salmonidae. Gene Ontology annotation, biological process: innate immune response; proteolysis; integrin-mediated signaling pathway. The transcript is spliced from 24 exons. The record is from RefSeq and is a predicted model, not a curated record.